AUGGAACCUCUAGGCCUCUCUUCCGGGGCUGCGGGCCUCAUCUCCCUUGGCAUAACUAUCUGCCAAGGCUUGCUAGACUACUAUCAUUCUUGGAAGGAUGCAGAGGACCAAGUGGCACACAUGUACUCAUCGAUUGAGGCGUUGACCGAGACCUUCAAACUCCUCAAAUCGGCCAUUGGAUCUACGGUGUUCAGCCGUGAUAGUGUGCAAAGAAUUGAAGAAAGUAUCAGGUCUGUGGAGAGGGGCCUUGAGAGCCUUCGAAAGAAGCUGGACAAGAUUCGCGUCGUUCCCCUACAAUCAGGAUGGAAAGCCAAGGGUAUGGCGCAAUUUCGAAGGACACUAUUCCCUUUCAAGGAGAGUACCUUGGCAAAGCUCAAGGAGCUUGGUAUCGAGCUACGACACGACCUCACGCUAGCCCUGGAAGUUCUACAGAUUGAGUGCUCUGCGGCGUCUUUGCAGAAGUUGGACCUGCUUGCUCACGGACUAACAAAUGUCUCCGUUAAUGUUGACAUAUUGCAAGAACGAUCUGCCGCGAUUUUCGGUAACGUCCAGAGUAUAGAAGCUUCCUCUCGAAAGACCUCCAAAUCUAUCGAUGGUUUGGUAGCGACUCAGAGCAAUGAGUACUGUCGCAAUGUGUAUAAUUGGCUUUCGCCUCUGACCGCGGAAUUCCAAAAAAAGCAUUUAGACACUUUCAAUACACCAGGGCGGCAGGAUGCUGCCGCUCGAUCGCUACUGGAGACCGCGGAAUUUAGGCAUUGGCUCAGCAGACCUGGGGAAACGCUUUGGUGUCCAGGCAUACGCUUUCAUCACAACAAGGUGCUGACAUCGACAGAGGGUACCGGAAAAACGAUCUUUGCCUCCUAUGCAAUCAACCACUUGCAAGCAUUCGUGGAUCAGAAAGACACCCGUCUUGCCUACAUCUACCUUAGCUACAAAGAUGCAGAGAAACAGACUAUUACAAACCUACUGGGGAGCUUGGUCUGCCAAAUAGCGUUCUUGGAGCCAGUAUUGUUGGUUGAUCUGAUCGAAGCUUACGAAGCCCACGGAUCUGGAGCAACACGUCCAUCGCAUGGGGAGUGCAUGCAGUUAUUGAGAUCUGUUGUCAGCCGUUGUGCUACAAUAUUCCUCGUCAUCGAUGCUUUUGACGAAUACCCUGAAGAGCGUAGAGGUUCUCUAGUGACAGAGUUGCAGCACCUACAUGUCAAUAUGCUGAUCACCUCAAGGAACAUACCAACCAUUGAACGCCAACUUUCAGAAGCGGUUCGACUAGAUAUACGAGCUAGAGCUGACGAUAUUUUAGAGUAUCUUCGAGAGCGGAUAUCGAGCUCGGAGAGGCUCAAGUUUCAUGCUGAUAAAGAUCCAACCUUAUGCAAUCUUAUCUCAACGACCAUUGCUGCCAGAGCUGAAGGAAUGUUUCUACAAGCCCGUCUCCACCUGGAUUUCUUGACAACAAAGACAACUCUUCGCAAAGCGAGGAAUGCUUUGACGGCUUUGCCCGAAGGCUUAAACAAUACCUAUGACGAAGCUAUGGAACGAAUCGAAUCUCAGCAUCCUGAUCAAGCUACUUUGGCCAGAAAAGUUCUGUGUUGGGUAUUCUAUGCUUCCCGGCCCCUUACGAUGUUAGAAAUACGGCACGCACUAGCAGUGGAGACUGGUGACUCAGCUCUAGACGAAGACAACAUUCCGGAGGAAGACCUGCUUUUGUCGGUGUGCAAUGGUCUUGUCACAAAUGAGAAGGAGGGGGGCUUCUUGGCCCUGGUCCAUUACACUUUUCAACAAUAUCUGGAGCAGAAAGGGAACUGCCUUUUUCCAGAAGCUCAGGUCGACAUAGUACGGACCUGUCUUACAUACCUCUCCUUUGACGAAUUCGAGCAAGGACCAUGCUUUGAAGACAAAGACUUUGAGCUUCGGUUACAACGGUACCCUCUGCUACGCUACGCAGUUCUCAACUGGGGCCGGCAUGCACGUCAAGGAGCAGAAGAACUCUGCAAAGACGUGAUACUUUCAUUCCUUUCAAAGAGCGCCAAAAUAUCUACCUCCGUUCAAGUACUGUUUUUCAGAGAAUCAAUGGGCAGCUUUCAAAUGCGUCGCUUUCCCUCUGAAGUCUCAGCGUUGUGGCUUGCUUCUGUGUACGGACUGGAACAUACAGUGUCUCACCUGCUGGCCAGCCAAAGACAAAGCGUAGCUUGGAAGACGACCUGGGGGGAUACUGCUUUGCAUCAAGCCGCCGGUUGUGGACACGUAGGAAUCUUGGAAUUGCUGUUGAGCAACGGUGCAGACAUGACUGCAACAGACCGCGAUGGAAAUACGUCCCUGCAUAUGGCAUCUAUGAUGUUCAAUUCAAUAGUGUCUGAGCCUUGGGGCUGGAUAGAGCGAAACGUCAGAGCGUCAGAUACGCUACUGAAAGGGGCCCAACUGCUCUUAGAGCACGGUGCUGAUGUGAAUGCUGUCAAUCUCCGAGGAGAAACGGCAUUACAUCUUUCUAUCACGAAAAGACAAAAGUCGCUAACGCAUCUACUUUUGACAAGAGGUGCGGACGUCGUUCUGAGAAAUAGAUAUCGAGCUGCCCCACUUACUCUUGCAUCGGAAUCUGGCGAUGGAGAGACAGCGAGAAUCUUGUUGAAGCAUGACUUGCAAAGACAGGCCCAAUGUGGUAUUCUCGAUGAUGCAAUGAGGAUAGCUGCAUUCAAGGGUCAUCUUCCUAUGCUCGAAAUAUUGCUUGCGAAGUCUUCAGAGCAGCCCCCCCUUGACCCGGAAGGAAGGAGCCUUCUACAUAUCUCUGCAAAUAGAGGGAGAUUUAGAUGUCUUCGGUAUCUCAAGAACCGUGGCUUUAAUCUCGAGGCGCUGGACAAGCAGCAGCGCACAUGUCUUCACAAUGCAGCUGCAGGUCUAGUUGCAGGGUGUCGCGCAGUCCUUGAGUACUUGCUCGAACAAGGAUUCGAUCCAAGCCAGUGCGACGUCGAUGGAUGGACGCCAUUGCUCUGGGCUGCAAAAGCAGGAAACAUUACCAAUAUAAAAUUGCUACUACAUGCAGGCGCUGAGAGCUUCUACCAAGGCGACGAAGAGUGGAUCCCUUUUGCAGUUGCUACAUACCAUGGCAAUGUCCGCGCGGCGGCGAUUUUGAGACCCUACAACAGGCCACUUCCAGGAAUGUUCCAGACCCAACAUUCAAGCAUGUCCUUGCGGCACCCUCGAUUUUCUUGCGACGGCUGUGAACUAGUGAGUCGUAGAAGUCUCGAUGAUUUUCCGUUGGACGAGACUGCUGACCCUCCAAAGAUUAUCGUUGGCUCUCGGUUCAAAUGCUCAGAAUGCCCGAACUUCGACUAUUGCUUCAAGUGUGUAUCAUCUGCCGAAAUCACGCACCCUUCCCACCGAUUCGACUUCGUUUACUGGGAUGACAGUAACCUAGAUGUGCAAAUAGUGGAACAGCAAGAGGUCAUGAAAGAACUUACAACAAGAGAGUCUUUCAUGAAAUCGUGGAGAGCUUGA
This is a messenger RNA of Letharia lupina, 3489 nucleotides long. RefSeq lists its product as uncharacterized. Gene Ontology annotation, molecular function: zinc ion binding; protein binding. The record is from RefSeq and is a predicted model, not a curated record. NCBI's taxonomy places the organism in Eukaryota, Fungi, Ascomycota, Lecanoromycetes, Lecanorales, Parmeliaceae. The coding region runs from base 1 to 3489 and encodes 1162 amino acids. The transcript has 4 exons.